AUGAAGGUAAAGAUGCGCUUCGUUGCCGUGGUGCUGUGCGUUUUGUGUCUACUCUCAGAAUCAAUUGUUAGAUCAGCAUCUUCUUCUCCCAAGAACCAAUUUCUCGGAAUUUCCCCCGAAGAUGAGAAAUACUACAAAUCAUCGGAGGUGAUAAAAUGCAAAGAUGGAUCCAAGAAAUUCAGCAGAGCUCAGCUCAACGAUGACUUCUGCGAUUGCCCUGAUGGCACUGACGAGCCGGGUACAUCUGCAUGCCCAGGUGGAAAAUUCUAUUGUCGGAAUGUGGGACACACACCUCUCCUGGUAUUUUCAUCUAGAGUGAAUGAUGGAAUUUGUGACUGCUGUGAUGGGAGUGAUGAGUAUGAUGGUAAAGUAAAGUGCCCAAAUACAUGUUGGGAGGCUGGGAAAGUGGCCAGAGAUAAGCUGAAAAAGAAGAUUGCUACUUACCAUGAGGGGGUUGCUGUACGGAAGCAGGAAGUUGAACAAGCCAGAAUAGCUAUGGCCAAAGACGAGGCAGAGCUAUCAAAGUUGCAAAAUGAAGAAAAAAUACUGAAAAGGCUUGUUGAACAGCUGAAAGAGCGUAAAGAACAAAUAGAGAAGGCGGAAGAGAAGGAACGGUUACAGAAGGAAAAAGAAGAGCAGGAGAGAAAAGAAGCCGAAGAGAAAGCUAACCCGGAGAAAACCAAAGUUGAAGAGGAAGUUAAGCACGACAGAAGUGAGGUUGUGGAGAACUCUGACGGUGAACAUAAACCUAUAGAAAGUACAUAUGAAGAUAAAAUUGGGAUUUUGGAGGAUUCUCAUUCAUAUCAGGAUACAGCAGAGAACCAUGAUGACUUAGCUGCCAAAGAUGAUCAUAUUGAUACUCCUGAACAUAAAAGAUCUUUGGUUGAGGGUGUAGAACAGCAUGCAGUAAAGCAGAAGGAAGAGUCUGUUGCUAUAUCUGAAACUGACUCUGAUUCUGGGAGCAAGGUGCCUCCUGAUGAGGGCAAGGAUGCAUCAGAAAAGACUGAGUCAUUGUCAAGGGAAGAGUUAGGCCGCCUAGUUGCUUCUCGUUGGACUGGGGAAGAUGCCUCAAAGGAAGGAGGGGACGUUGUUAAUGCAAAAGAUAAUGAUCAUGAAGAUCAUGAAGAGGCGCCGAAGGACACCCAUGAGGGGGAGUAUGAUGGCUAUGCUUCAGAAACUGAUGAUGACAACCAACGAUAUGAUGAUGAAGAUGUAGAUGUAGAGGCAGAUGAUGAUUUUGGAGAGGUGGAUCAUGGCGAUUCUGAUUCUUCAUACAAAUAUGAGUCAGACACUGAUUCAGACUUGUCAGAUGUAACAACAUCAACAUCUUGGUUGGAGAAGAUACAAAAAACUGUGCUGAACCUCCUACAGGCUGUUAAUGUAUUUCAGACUCCAGUGAACCGAUCAGAAGCUGCUAGUGUACGGAAGGAGUAUGAUGAAUCCAGUGCCAAGUUGUCUAAGAUACAUUCAAGAAUAUCAAGUUUGACACAAAAGCUAAAACAUGAUUUUGGGCCAAAUAAGGAGUUCUAUUCAUUCUAUGAUCGUUGUUUUGAAAGCAAGCAGAAUAAGUAUGUUUACAAAGUAUGCCCAUAUAAACAAGCUUCCCAGGUGGAGGGCCACUCCACAACUCGUUUAGGGAGCUGGGAAAAAUUUGAGGACUCAUAUAAAGUCAUGGUCUUUGCAAAUGGUGAUAAGUGCUGGAAUGGGCCCGAUAGAAGUUUGAAGGUCAGACUUAAGUGUGGAUUGAAAAAUGAGGUUGCUGAUGUUGAUGAACCAAGCCGUUGCGAGUAUGUAGCAUUGUUAUCUACUCCAGCCCUUUGCUUGGAGGAAAAACUUAAGGAACUGCAACACAAAUUAGAGUUGUUGAACAAAGAACAACCGCAAGGCCACGAUGAACUUUAA
Molecule: messenger RNA, 1902 nt
Organism: Prunus armeniaca (apricot)
Lineage: Eukaryota; Viridiplantae; Streptophyta; Magnoliopsida; Rosales; Rosaceae
Source: the annotation of a GenBank genome assembly